Heteronotia binoei (common prickly gecko) is the source of this 1429-nucleotide messenger RNA. RefSeq names its product EEF1A lysine methyltransferase 4 (gene EEF1AKMT4). Bases 84 to 836 code for a protein of 250 amino acids. The record is from RefSeq and is a predicted model, not a curated record. The transcript has 3 exons. Lineage: Eukaryota; Metazoa; Chordata; Lepidosauria; Squamata; Gekkonidae. Gene Ontology annotation, molecular function: S-adenosylmethionine-dependent methyltransferase activity.
ACCGGGUGCACCAGCCUCCACGCCGGAAGCUCCACGUGGUUGGGGCGGGCGCACGUGUGCUGCGCUUGGGCUCGGGAGAGCCGAUGGGGGAGCCUGCGCGGCGGCAGCUGCCGGAUUGCAACGCCCGAUACCGGGACCGGAGCUUCUGGGAGGCGCGCUACCGGGAGGAAGGGGCCGCCCCGGCCGAAUGGUUCGGGGGCUUGGAAUGUUUCCGCCAACAGCUGGAGGCGGAGCUGAGCCCCACGGAUCGGAUCCUGGUGCUGGGCUGUGGGAACAGUGCUUUGAGUUACAACCUCUACCAGCUGGGCUAUACAGACAUCACCAGCAUUGACUACUCCGCAGCUUGUAUUGCAAGCAUGCAGGAUUACUACGCCCACUGCCCAGAACUCCAGUGGGUAGUAAUGGAUGCCCAGGCCUUGGCAUUCCAGGAUGCAAGCUUUGACGUGGUCUUGGAGAAGGGCACUCUCGAUUCCAUGAUGGUGGAAGAGACAGAUCCUUGGCAUGUGUCUCAGGAGGCCAAAACACUCCUGGAACGAGUUUUGACGGAGGUCAGCCGAGUCUUGCAGCCCCGGGGGCGCUUCAUCUCUAUCACGUUUGCCCAGCCCCACUUCCGCAAGUGCCACUACGCUCAGCCCGCCUACGGCUGGUCCACCCGUCACGUCAUGUACGGCAGCGGCUUCCAUUACUUCCUGUACGUCAUGCAGAAGGGUGAGGGGCUGUCCCCCUCUGACCUGGCUCUGGGGCGGAGCCUCCACUCACCCCUCGGCGCACCGACCCCCAUCUGCCAGCUCCAGGACGAGGAGGGGGAGAACUUUCUCUCCACCAUUGAACUGUGACCCCGCCCCCCCCCGGGGAUGGAGCAAGAGGGGCUCGGCCUUUCUUCCCAAGGAAAAGGACUUGUGUGACCAUGUACUGGAUCGCCGCUGUUGGACUACCAGAGCCCAAAAUCUUUUGGGUCACUCUGAGUGAUUCUUUCUUGCAGAUCUAUAUAUUUAUUUGUUGUUUUGCUUUUUAAAAAUUUUUAAUGCCUUCUCAUCGCUUGGCAGCGGGAUCCUGUUUUCCCCACAGAGCGGGAUGGGAACGUUCUCUGCCAUGAACUCCGUUUUGUAUUGAACACUUUUCUCUAAAGUCCCAUUCCUGCUAUCAGAGGUCUACAAAUUUUCAUGUGAAAAGGGGUUGGGGCAUUGGAAUUUCCUGGGCUGGUUUUUUUUUUUAAUGUUUUGUCCACGCCACGAUCUUUUAAAAGACAUUUUUGGUCUCCUCCAGUUAUGCUGGAGUGGUCUGAACUGGGCUGUAUCUUCUUGGAAAAGAGAGAAGGAUCAAGAAAGAGGCAAAUUCACAAUCUUGGAUUUCUCCCUCUGCCGUCUUAACAGCCUCCAGGCGGCUUUAGCCUGCUCUUUCUAAAUAAAUCACAGCUGGAACUGCCCGA